AUGGGUCUUUGUCAAUCUACCUAAUCUACUCUUAAACUUCCUCGUAUUCCUGCCUAAAAGCAUAUACAGAUCAAUUUUGAUAAGAUUAAGCAAUACGAAAUCCAAUAUACUCGUCAAGAACAAUAUUCAAAAAAGCAAUCUACUGAAGGAUUCUCACCUCUCAACAAUGUUGUCAAAUGA
Molecule: messenger RNA, 180 nt
Organism: Paramecium pentaurelia
Lineage: Eukaryota; Ciliophora; Oligohymenophorea; Peniculida; Parameciidae
Source: the annotation of a GenBank genome assembly